Molecule: messenger RNA, 10986 nt
Organism: Acanthoscelides obtectus
Lineage: Eukaryota; Metazoa; Arthropoda; Insecta; Coleoptera; Chrysomelidae
Source: the annotation of a GenBank genome assembly
AGGAUAAUAAAAUCAUCAGAAUAUGAAUACAUAUUGCAAACACGUAAUAGCUAUUUAUAGUUUUCUAUUGAGAUAAUUCAGAGGAUUGGUUGGACUCCACCGCGCGAGUAUUAUCUCAAAAGGCAAUUUAAUUACUUCAUUUCUGACAACAGGUUUUUGUGUCAAUCUACUGCAAUGCUUUUGGUUUUCGGUCGAUCGUGAUUUGAUUACUAGUUAGCGAAAUGGGUGUAAAUAAUCAUGAAGAACUCCUGUUAAACGUUUUUGAUGAGGCGUUUCAUUACACCAUUGAAAAAUGAGUGAAAGAAAAUUUGCCAAGGGCUUGACUAAGCCAGGGACUGCAGCACAGUUGAGGGAAACUGUCUCGCAAGUUGUACGAGAAAGCACUGUACAAAACAAACCUCACCUUGUUGAACCUUUAGACUUUGAGUCAUUUGUAAUAAAGAACAAGACUGUAUUGCAAAAUGACCCACAGAGAGAAUUGUUGCUUUUCCCUUCAGAUGACAUCUCACAAAUUAUUGUGCCAAGGAAAUGUCGCACACUGCAGCCAACAAUACCACAUAGCAGUGAAACUGAAAACUGUAGUUUGUUCACAAAACAGUGUAUCAACACUUAUUCUACCAAUUGGAACUUGAUCCAUUACAAAUACAGUGCAUACUCAGGUAGUUAUGCUGAAAUGCCAUUGAAACCAGAAGAACAUAAACUGCAAGAAGAAGUUUAUGAACUUGACAUUGAUGCAGAUGCAAUUGAUGAUUUGAAGGCAAAAUUGGAUAACAUCACAAAGGAGGGUUUUUUGCUGAAGGGGCCAGAAAUAGGGAGUGAGAGAUCUUUUGUAAACAUCGGCUCAAAGAGUUUCAAACGUAGAUACUGCUAUUUGAGGCAGGAAGUAGAUGGCACCUACAUUUUAGAGAUGUAUAAAGAUGAAAAGAAAGGAGAAGCUAAAGUAACAAUAGUCAUGGAUUUUUGUACUGAUGUAGUUAAGAAUCUAAAACGUGGAAGAUUUUGUUUUGAACUCAGAAUGGCGUCAGGUCACAAAUCUUACUUAUUAGCUGCCGAAAAUGAGGCUGAUUUUAAAGACUGGCUGAGCAAAUUGAGCUCAGUACUUCAACAAAACAAAAUUCAAGAGGAAAAACGAGCAGCAUCUUUAGAAAGAGAUCGCAUGUCACCGCCACCCCCGCCAACCCCCGCAUCUACUCCUUUCGGCACCUUAAAAGGACUAGAGCAGAGCAUGAACCCACAACUGAUGCGCUACGCUAGAGAAACGGAUGCUAGCGUUGCCGCGGCGCGCGCUGACGGCAGGCAUCGAAUCUUUGAACUGUGGCCACCAGUUGCCGCUGCGAUUGCGGCCCCAAAACACGGACAAGGGGCGGCAACCGCUACGGAUCAGGUGGAGCCGUACAAGGAGGUGUUCGGGUAUAGGGUGUAUCUCAAGUGCGAGAGUAUCCGGAUGAAGCUGCAAGUAGUCGACGAGAGGGAGAACCUAUGCCAAGUAGAGCCGUACCACACAACACUGUGCCUAUUUGAUGCCAAAAACGGUAGAAAGCUGACUGAAAACUUGUAUUUUGACGUAAAUAGCUCUAGCAUAAGAAGUACCUUCAACACAACCAUCGUUACCUGGGACCCAAACAAACUCGCGCUUCCAUCCAACUUACCCUCCGAAUGGCUGUUAUACCCUAGACAGGCAAUUCUUAGCAUUACCAAUCCCCAUCCAGAUAUUUUUCUAGUCGUUAGGAUAGAAAAAGUGCUGCAAGGUGGCAUAUGCCAGAGUUCGGAGCCAUACGUGAAAGCUAACAAAGAUCCGAAGAUCAGUCAGAAGAUCUAUAAGAAUAUAGCCGCUUGCUGUCAAAGACUGGGGAAAUACAGGAUGCCUUUCGCGUGGACUGCCAGACCAAUUUUUAGACUUUAUAGUAAUGAACUAGAUACAACAUCGGAUUUUCACGCUUUGUAUAGACAAGAGCCAAAUAAGUUGACAGACGAAGAGAUGUUGAAGCUACUCUCCGACUAUAGAAAACCAGAUAAGUUUAAUAAAUUCACUGUGAUUCCAGGAUCUUUAGAGAUAAAAGUAACUGCUUUUAACGAACUACCUCCAAACUCCCUAACAACGUCUUUGGCUCCCUUGAAGCCCUUCCCUAUCCCUCCCACAGCUGAACCAACAGUAGAAGUAACGGAAUUUGAAGGGUUAUCUGAGAAAGAUAUCAAUCCUUACACCACUUUUACCAAUCAUCUUUACGUUUAUCCACUGUUAUUGAACUUCGAUUCUCAAAAGAAUUUUACUCGAGCCAGAAACAUUGCUUGUGUAGUUGAACUUAGGGAUUCGGAUAAUGAAGAAGCAAAAGGACUUCAGUGUAUAUAUGGCCGACCUGGCCAAUCCCCUCUAGUCUCUCAGAUGUCCUGCGCUGUUUUGCAUCAUAACACGAUACCAAUGUGGUAUGAAGAAGUGAAAAUUCGAUUGCCAACAAACAUUCUACAAACGCACCACUUGUUAUUUACGUUUUACCAUAUUUCCUGUGAUAUCACUAAGAAGAGAGAAAAUGGGAUAGAGAAUUGUGUAGGAUAUGCGUGGUUGCCUUUAUUACAAAAAGGCAAACUGAAUGUUGAAACACAAAUGAUAUCUGUAGCGUCACAUUUGCCACCAGGAUAUUUGUCUGUUACCCCCUUUGGUCUUGGUAAAGGAGUGAGUAGCAUCUUUUAUCAGAACGCUGGCCCUGAAAUAGCUUGGAUAGACAGCCAGAAGCCAAUUUUUACGAUAGCUUUGAAUCUAGUGUCAACAAUAAACACAAAAGACCAACAUUUGUAUAAUCUUUUUGUACACGCGGAGAAAUUGUUAGACACCAAGCCUUCAGUAGUUCCAGCAGAAAGUGAGACUUGCAAGAUACUGAAAGCCCUACAUGCCAUCCAUCUUACUACGCUUAUUACUUUUUUACCGACGUUGUUCAACCAACUGUUCACUCUUUUGGUUGUGACUAAUAGCGAAGAAAUUGGUCUAAAUAUAAUAAGGGUUCUUAUAAAUCUAGUAAAUAUGCUAUAUGAAGCCAAUCGUAGAGAUAUACUACAAUCGUAUGUAAAGUACGUGUUUGUCAUUCCCGAGACAAAGAAAAACCGCACGGUGCAUGAGGAAAUGUGCAAGCAUUUACCUGUAAUUUUGCAUCCUAAUAACACCGAUUUUCUCGUCGUCAACAAAUUUAUGCAUCAUUCUGAUUUUUUCUUUGAUAUCAUUAUCAAAAGUAUGGCGCAGUUUUUAUUGACAACAGGAAGAAUAAAGAUGCACAGACACGAACGAUUUAGCUCAGAUUAUUUAGAAAAAGUGGACCAUUUGAUACAAGUUUUGAUACCAUAUGUCUUAAAUAAGUACAAAGAAAUGCCUUUAGAAACUAAAGAGCUUAAUAAAAGUCUGGCACAUUUUUUGAAGAAAUGCUUGUCGCUAGUAGACCGAGGCUUUGUAUUCAAACUGAUAAAUUCCUAUAUGGACAAAUUCAACCCUGGCGAUCCCAGGGUGUUACAAGAGUACAAAUUUAACUUCCUAGAAAUCGUUUGUAACCACGAGCACUACGUUUCUAUCAACUUGCCAAUACAGCAUAAUAAACUAAGUCCUAGAAAUAGAUCUCCUGAUCAUUCUCAAGAAUUCACAUUGUCUGAAGAAUUCUGCAAGCACCAUUUCAUCGUUGGACUGUUAUUGCAAGAGAUAAAGACGUCUUUGAACGAAGUCACGCAUAUCAGAAAGAUCGCCUUAAAUACCUUGAGGAAUCUCAUCGCCAAGCAUGAAAUGGAUGAUAGAUAUAAGAGAAAAGGUCAAAUGAGCCGAAUAGCACUACUGUAUCUACCGUGGCUGAGCAUAGUACUCGAAAAUUUGAACAGGCUAGACGUAAAAUGCAGUGAAGAAGAAGAAGGCGAUGGAACCGAUAAUCUCAUAAAUAGAAUGUCGUCAAGUAGUUCGUAUCUGUUUGGCAAGAGUUCAGCAGUUAGUGAUAGUACACCGAGAAGUCACAGAUUUACGUUGCACUUAGACAAAGACAGUCCGAUGCAUUUUAGGAACUCUGCGUUCUAUGAGGCGAUUGCGGGACAAUCUCUCGUAAAUGGGAACUCCAUGAGCAUAGAUUCAGACAUAUCAGCAAUCUCUGGCGAUGCACAAUCGACAAUAUCACAAGAUACAACCAUAGUGAAAGAGGACGGUCUCAAAAAUGGUGAAGUGAAAACUCAUACAAGAACUACGUCACACAUUCAGCGGUACGAUAAGUUACAUCAGCAAGAAGCCAAAGACAUCCUACUGGCCUUCCUAUUCGUCGUUAAAUAUGUCAGCGAAGACCAACUCAUAAUGUGGUGGCAGCAUUACAACGAAUCUGAUGUACUAAACUUUUUCCUGGUACUCGAAAUGUGCCUUCAUUGCUUCAAAUAUACGGGUAAACGUAACGUGAGUGUUUUGAGGAUGGGAGAGGGGGACAGUGCUAAGGUAAAGGCCAAAAAGGCGCAUACUUUGCCUGCAAGGAUGAACCCUUCGGAAAUUAACCAUGAACCCACUAGUACGUUAGUCAUUCAUACUACCAGGGAGAAUUUGGUCGCCUCAGAAAAUGAAGUACACAAAAAACAACAAGCAAUCUUGGAACAACAUCUCGCGAAAGAAGUAGGUCUGAUUACGCUAGACUGCAUGGGUUUGUACUGCAUGCACUUCAGGAAAAAUCUGCUAAACUCUGAUGGCGACAAUGAUAUCAUGAAAAAAAUGUUCGACCUCUAUCUCACUUUUAUACAAAUUGGACAGAGCGAAAAUUUGUUCAAACAUGUGUUCGCCGCCUUGAGGUCUUUUAUCAACAAUUACUCUGUCGUAUUAUUCCAAGGCAAUGCUGUGCUUUGUGGAAGGCUGUGCUACGAGCUACUGAAGUGCUGCAAUAGCAGAUUGCCAUCGAUCCGUCAAGAAUCGUGUGCAAUACUGUACUUGUUGAUGAGGAGUAAUUUUGAGUUUACUGGCCGCAAAGGAUUGACUAGGGUGCAUCUGCAAGUGAUCAUAUCCGUGUCGCAGAUGCUUGGUAACAUUGUUGGACUGAACAACGCCAGAUUUCAGGAGAGUUUGUCUUUGAUCAAUAGCUAUGCGUCGAGUGAUAAGGUUAUGAAGGGUACUGGUUUUCCUGGUGAAGUAAAGGACCUCACAAAGCGAGUAAGGACGGUGCUCAUGGCGACCAUUCAAAUGAAGGAGCAUCAUCAUGAUCCCGAAAUGUUGGUUGAUUUACAGCAUAGCUUAGCAAAUUCGUAUGCUUCGACGCCUGAAUUGAGGCAUACAUGGCUAGAAACGAUGACUAGAAAUCACGUCAGAGAUGGAAACUUCUCAGAGGCUGCAUGCUGUCAAUUGCACAUCGCCGCCUUGAUGUCAGAGUACCUGAAACUAAAAAAUGUGCAAAACUGGGGCGCCGAAGCUUUUGAAAAAAUCUCUUCGAAUAUUCCGAAGGACGAAAAAGGUCUGAAACUCGACAUUGGGGUCCAAGAUGUACAGUACACUGAAUAUAUUCUUUUGGAGCAACUCGAAUCAUGUGCUGGAUUUUUAGAUAAGGCCGAAAGAUAUGAAGUGAUAGGUGAAUUGUACAAAUUAAUAGUUCCAAUAUACGAGAGAAAACGAGAGUAUGAAAUGCUGCAAAAAUGUUACCAGACGCUGGCUCAAAAUUACGGGAAGGUGGUGGAUGUAAAUAAAAGCGGUAAAAGGCUGUUGGGAAGGUACUAUAGAAUUGGCUUUUACGGACAAGCCUAUUUUGAGGAAGAAAACGGUGUCGAGUAUAUUUAUAAAGAACCAAAGGUGACGUCGCUGAGUGAGAUUUCCGAGAGAUUGUACAAGCAGUAUUGUGAUAAGUUUGGCGAGGAUGUAGUCAAGAUGAUCCAAGACUCGAUUCCGGUUAACCAAAACGAGUUGGAUCAAAAGCUGGCAUACAUACAAGUUACCCAUGUAAUACCAUAUUUUGAGAAAAACGAGUUGGAAGCCCGAUUGAAUGAUUUCGAACAAAACCACGAUAUAAACUGUUUCAUGUUCGAGACUCCAUUUACGAAAGAUGGAAAAGUCAGAGGGAAUCCUGAAGAGCAGUGGAAGCGAAGGACAAUUUUAACUACCUCAUAUUCGUUUCCCUACGCAAAAAAACGCAUAGUCGUCCAGUCCCGUUCCACAAUCGAAUUGGCCCCAAUAGAAGUGGCCAUCGACGAAAUGCGGUCCCGAGUAGGCGAACUCGAAGAGACGGUGUUUUCGAAACGACCGGUGGAUGCCAAACGGCUGCAGUUACUACUGCAGGGCAGCGUCUGCGUGCAGGUGAAUGCGGGGCCGUUAGCGUACGCGCAUGCGUUCUUGGAUCCGGUACUUAGCGGGAUGUAUCCGGACGAGAAGGUGGAAGAGCUCAAGGACGUGUACAGAGAGUUCCUCAAGAUAUGCUAUUCAGCGCUGCAGGUAAAUGGCAAGCUGAUAGCCUCCGACCAACAAGAAUACCAAGAAGUACUCCGUCAGAACUAUAAGAAGCUCUGUUCGAACCUUUCCAGUUUGUUCGGUGAACCGCUAUGGCCGCACGACGAGACUGGCAGUUUUGACAGAAACAGCACUGGUUUGUUUAGCGCUGUCAUCGGGGCCAGUCAGAACUCUAGUACGGCUUAGAUAGACUAAGAACGUAAGAAUAGCAGAAUGUUUGUAUUUGGAUGUAAAGGCAGCAUUAAAGAAGUAUCACUUACUCCUACUACUCAAUGCAGGGCUCGUGGGCUUUUUUUGUUUGCAUUUAUAUAAUAAAACUGACUUGAUGUUCUUACCGUAAACAAAAUAAUUAAUAGCUUUGAGGUAGAUAUAAUCACCUUAAUGGUUGACGCCUAACGGCCAUGGCAAUAUUGAAGUGUCGCCACUACAUCCAUGUGCAAAUAUCUCAAGACCUGUUUAUUAUGAAAAAGAGUAACACUUUUUUGACAACCUUCGUACUUUUGGUCACUACAGCUUUGAAUAUGUUUCUUUAGACGCUUUUAAACUUAAUUUGAGUAAAAAAUGUGGAACUAUUGAAUAUGAACAUGCGUCAAUGCCGACUACCAGCACCAGUAAUCGAGCUACUUGCUGUUUUGGUAUUUGCAUGCUAAACUACUGUCUCUAGAAUGUAGCCAUCACCUAAAAGAGAUAUGGGUAAUUCUUGACGACCAAUAAUAUUGGAGAUCGUUUUGUUGAGACUUUGAAGCAACUUGAAUAUUUGUUGUUUGCUUUAAGCAAAAGAUUGUAAAAUUAGAUUUUACAUAAAGUAUAGCAUUUAGAAUAUGUUUUCUAUUAUGUCUCAGCUAUCUUGUUUGAAGUUAAUCAAGAAGUCUCAAGAACUGCCUCCUAGUGAAGUCAUAUUGUGGAGACUGUUUCAAUAAAAUGUGAAAGACUUAGGUAGUGCCUCAGAAAGUCAAUUAAACUAUCGUUGUGCUUUUGUUAUGCAGAUUUUACUGUAAAAAUUUAAUUCGUAUUAUAUUGCAAAAUAAUAGCGCACAUACAUUUCACUGAAAUGACCUCAAAUCUAUACUAUAGUAGUUUUGAAGAAUGGAUCCCGUCACAGGGUAUUUUAACACUUUUUGAUAUAUUUAUAUAUGAACGACUUUUAAGACUGAUGGUUGCAUAUGUGUUUUUGAUUCAGUAUUUCAAUGUGACUAUAAAUUAAGAGUAUUCUCAUUUCCUCAAGAUAUCAUUCAUUGGUUAUCAUCAUGCUGCAAUUUCAUGUUGCUGUGCUAUUAGUCGUAUAUCUAGCCCAGAAAUGUGAUUAUACUGGUUAUGCAAUGCUUAUCCUAGAAUGUAAUGUAGUUAGCUUCUUUUUUAGACAGCAAACAAGUUUUUGUCUUGCUUAUCAAGCAAAGCCUGUCCUAUUUACAAAUUUUACUUCCUUGCUUUCCGUCUCUGUGAACAUAAGCAACGGUAUACAAUGUUGUAUUAUGUUCUUUAGCAAUCAUCAGUACAUUAUAGGUCUAGUUAUGUCGAAGCAGAUAAUGGGAAUCAGAUAGGCAGAUAUGAAAAACAGAGUUGCGCGAGUAGGUGAUACUGCCACUAAUGGGUAGUUCCCCAGACGCGGUACUACCGACCCCUACGUCGACAACGGAAACUACAGUUGCCCGGCGUCUCUGUAUGACAGUCCGCUUCGAUGAAACAGACAAGUGUAUCCCAUCACACAGACGAGUAGUUCCUACUCGUAGAUGGCAGUGUCACCUCUUCAAGCAAUAUAACAUCGUUUUUAAGUAGACCUAUAUUCGUUUAUUUGCUUUCCGUUCUCUGUCUAGACUAGACCUAUACCGUUAUGAUUAUUGCUAAAAUGCAUUAAACAACAAUUGGUUAUGGUCACAGAGACUGGGAGCAAACGGAUCCUAUUCAGCCCGUGUUUGCUUUAUACAACUUUUGCAUAGCAGGUCAAAAGAUAUAGCAUGGUGAACACGUAGUGCUCCCCUGAUUGACGAGACUGUAAUUUCCUGCUACCGAUGUGGGGUUCGAUGGUACCGCGUUUGGCGAACUACUCAUAGAUGGCAAUGUCUCCUCCUCGCGAACCUAAAUUUGUCGAUUUUAUGUGUAAAAGCAGGCCUAGUAUACACAAUCCAAAUGAAUGAGAAUAUUUGGAAUUGCUGGGUAGGCGAAAAUGUGUCAAAUACAGAUACAAACUCAGAGUAAAUUUCCCUUUUUAACAUGGUAUAAAAUCAAAAUUAAAAGUGUUGCGAUGAUUUUAAUCAUAAAUUUUGAAAGUACAGGGAUGCGUCCAUCCUGCUCAUAGCGCUCCUCCAAUGAUGCUCUCAAAUGUUGGAAUGUCCGCUGACACAUUUCAAUAGGAAUGUUGUUAAUUGCCUGUCGAAUGUUGUCUUUUAACUGCUUAGUGGCUGGAGGGAUCGGUGUAGACGAUAUUCUUUAAAUAUCCCCACAAAAAAAAUUGAGGGGAAUAAGAUCUGUAAGAAGUUUUGAAGAGUUGGAGUCAAAAAUUGCUGAAGCAUUGCAGUAUACUUUUGGCUUGGCACAGUUACAGAGCGGCCCCAGGCAUCUUAAAAAAAAUAGGACCCAAUUAUUCUAGUAGCCGACAUGGGACACAAAACUGUUACCUUCUUGGAAUGCAGUUGUUUUUGAUGCUUUUCUUUUGGAUUGUUGUCACACCAGUACCGACAGUUCUGUUUGUUUACGUAGCCCUCCACCUCCGCUGAAUAGAAUGUGGUCCAAGCCUCCUUCAUCCCAAAACAUAUUCAUCAUUGUCUCACAAGAAUUUUUUCGGAUUUCGUAGUCCGUAGGAUUUAAAUUGAAUUUUGUACGCAUGAAACUGUAUUUGGUUAAAAUCCGUUGAACACUUGAGCGAUGAAUAUGCAAUUCCUGGACAUGUUUUCGGAUUGAGCGCCUGGGAUUGCUAUUCGUAGCACGGCGCACAAUCUGAAUGUUCUCUGGCGUUCUGAUGGACUUCUGUUUCCCUGGGCGCCACUGUACCUGUUUGUCGAAAUAUUUUAACGCAGGAUUUCACAAAAAAUUUCGACGGAGCAUCACGUACACGCCGAAUACUGUAACGGUUGCAAAAAACUCGGCGUGCCGCGCCGUAGGAAUCGUUAGAUUUAAAAAACGGCUCGACCAUAAACGCACGUUGCCCGUUCAACUCCUGCUCCAUGUUUACUGACAAUCCGCUUCGAAGUCGCCGCAAAUUACCAGCUCUACUUCCCCCACCACUGUUAAGGCAGUUGUACAGGGAGCGUUCGGAAAGGGAAAUUUAAUCGGGAGUCACCCAGUAUUUGUGAAGUUACUUUUAUGGUAUCAGCUUGUUGUUUAUCAUGAUGAUAUUAUUGAGAUAUGUAUCUGCAUAACAAUCGCACUGCUUUCUUUACACUCUUGGAUCCCGUGGAACAGUUAACGUGUAUCACUUGGUACUUUUCAUAUAUUAUACAUAAAAGUUUACAUUCAACGACUCUUAAGAGUUCUACGAUGGUCCAUGGUUUCUCCCAGAUAUUAUUUGUAACUCAUCCUAGUGUCUACACUCUGACACUAUGUGCUCUACUUUGUUAUGUAUGUUCAUAAUCGUGUUAUAUAAUUCAUAUCUUCAUCAUUCAUCUAUUUGUGGAAUUAUAAAUUCGGUGUUAUGAGUUCAUAUAUAAUGGUCUAGUUGAAUUAUCAUGUAGCUGGUUAAUGAAAAGUAUGAUUCUAAAGAAAAUACGUUAUCUCACAUCUUGGAACACCUACACUGUUAUGUAUACACGAUCUCCGGUGACGCGUCAAUCACGAGGCGAAGGGCUCUGCAUCGGAUCAUCAUUUGGAAAAAAGCGAGCCGCUAGCGCCUCGCAGGAGAUCAUCAAUGGAUACCAGUACUAGUAAAAUUUUGUACAUGCUUACAAAAUCCUGUCACGACUGUGGAAGCUCAAUUUUUUUAGUGAAAAGAUAUUCUCGAAGUAUUUAUUUACCUUCAUAGCAUACCUUUUAUUUUAUGGGAUUGCACAACAUAGUUCAAACAUAUUUAUUUUAGGCAACAUGUAUAACAUGCUUUUUGAAUACUACUAGAUAUUUGUAUUUUAUGAAGGUAUAGGCAGAAUUGAAAAACAAGUGCCCUACUUUUCAAUACCUCUGUAGUUUAGUUUAUUGACCAAGACGAUGAGUUGGUGGUCAAAGAAACAGCUUCAGGAUGAAGUUUUAGCGCGAUUUCUGUUACUUUCGUACAGUGGCGUAUGCUGAUCACGUUCUGGACAAAUUUGUCAAUUUCAAGGUGAACUAUUUAUUAAUUCAUCCCAAAAUUUGCACUGCAGUAGGUAAUUGGCAUGUUUCUAAGUUGGGACUUGGGGAUGCUUUGGAACUGAAGGAUAUCGACAUUCGGUUUUAAUAUAUUAACAGUGAUGAAGUAUUUGUUAGGGCUCUAAGGCCCGAUUUUUCUAAGCCGGAGCGCAAAUUCCACUAAUUAGAAGACAACUUUGAAGCAACGGAUCUAAUGCAUAUGGUCGAUUUCUUCUAAGAUGUCUCUCCAAAUAGAGAAAAAUUAUACGAUUUGUCUAAGAUGGGCCUCUAAUUCCCAUAUUAAGUCAAGA